Messenger RNA from Nicotiana attenuata, 3079 nucleotides. RefSeq lists its product as uncharacterized. The record is from RefSeq and is a predicted model, not a curated record. NCBI's taxonomy places the organism in Eukaryota, Viridiplantae, Streptophyta, Magnoliopsida, Solanales, Solanaceae. Bases 1044 to 1709 code for a protein of 221 amino acids. The transcript has a single exon.
UCACAACCUGAUCAAUAGACGUGCCAAAAGGACAGUAAGACUCAUCAAUCCAUGAUUUAGGGGGAAAAUGCUUCUAACUUUAUAAUUCUUUUAUGGAGAAAAAAAAUCACGUGUUCACAUCUACUAUGGGAAAAGAUAAUUAAAAUUUUGUUUAGCUACUUAAGUUCUACAUCAGAGCUGCUGAAACUAAUACAUGUUCGUGACAUGAACAAUAUGCUUUGAAGAUUGGGCUUCUUUUAUAGAGAACUAGGUUUUGAUGUAGGUUCUCUAUUUUUUUGGUAUACAGCUUUUGUAUACGGGGUUUCACCAUUAAAUUAUUUACCUUAUUAAAAAAUGUAACAUUAUUGCCAGCAGUAAAUGGCCAUCGAGCAACUACCAGAAAUUUGUGCUAUCAUUCUAAUUUUCUUCUUCAUGUUUUCACUGAUAAAGUAUAGCUAUGGACUGAAUCCUAAGAGACAUGUACUAAUAUGCAAACAACUAGGCACACAACUAGCUUAUAUUUCCAGAAUACCUUAUGAUAGCAAGUUUUCAGUUAUACAAUUCACGUCGAGUCGCAACCGACAUUAAGUUUUUAAAUCCAGUUUCUGUGCUUCGUUUUUAUUAUUCCAGUACCCCCAAGUUCUACGGAUAUUUUCACAAUGUAAGUUAGAGCAAUCUACUAACAAAUAACUGAAAGAAGUAGUUUGUAUAAAGUAAGGGAAAGUGAGACUUUCCCACAUCGAUGGUCUAAAGCCCCUUUAUGGGCUUUUUAAGUUCUUGUCCAUUUUAUAUAUUUGUUUAAGAAUACACACUAUUAAGUGUAUGUGCAAAUAUUUGUUUAUAUAUAUUAAUAUUAGAUACUAGUUUCCUUACAAGGAUAUUCAGAAAAUCUGCAAGUAUCAAUUUUGUGGCUUGUUGUAUCCUGAAGAAGAUUGUCUGUAUUUUCUCCAAAUUUGUAUAAGGGCAAUAACUUCUUUAAGGAAAGUCGUUCUCACGCCUCAAGCCUUCUUCAAUUUCGUUUUCUAUUAUUAUUUUUCUAACAAUCUUAAAGAAGUUAUUCUGCUAUGGAGAACAUUCUGUCCGUUGUUGAAAAUCCAAAAGAGUUCAUCAAACUCGAUAGUUUUGAUGGAUCAAACUUUACUCGCUGGAAGGACAAGAUGAUUUUCCUACUGACUGCUCUGAAGAUUUUUUAUGUUCUUGAUCCACAAUUGCCUGUUGUGCCAGAUCCUACUGCUGAGGAUUUUGAUGAAGUGAAAGCAACGAGGAAGAAAUGGGAAGACGAUGAACUGCUGUGCCGUGGACAUAUUCUGAAUACAUUAACAGAUCGUCUCUAUGAUCUGUAUCAAAAUUUGAAGUCUCCAAGGGAAAUCUGGACGGCAUUGCAAAGUGCUUAUGAAAACGAGAAACGAGGUAUCGAUAAAUUUCUAUCUUUAAAGUACUUCGAAUUUAAAAUGGUUGAUACAACACCCAUUAUGGAUCAGAUUCAUGAACUGCAAAUCUUAGUUUCAAAACUAAGUGAUCUUGAAGUUAAAAUUCCUGAUGCACUUCAAAUCAGUGCUAUACUUUCUAAACUGCCUUCUUCUUGGAAUGACUAUAGAAAGAAAAUCCUGCAUUCUUCUGAGAAAUUGACUGUGGAACAGUUUCGAACUCACAUUCAAAUUGAAAGUGAGAAUCGAAUUCGUGAUACUUUUAUGCAACCUUCGAGUUCCACAGUUAAUAAUGUUAGUUAGAAUAAUAACGGAGACGGAAACAAAAAUCUGAAAGUUUCAAAUAAGCCUCAAUUUUAGAAGAGGAAUACUUUGAAAUGUCAUCAUUGUGGAAAGAAAGGCCACAAGAUUCGUGAUUGCAGGUUUAAGAAAGCAGGAAUUAACUUUAACCAUGGAAAUUCUGGAAACUCGGGAAGGUCUGAAAAAGCAAAAGCAAACACAGUUGAAAGUUCUUCACAAGGUUUGGUUGCAAUGGUUUCUGUAGUACCAUGUAAUAUGGUUACAGAACUAAACAUGGUUGUUGCUGCUAUUAAGAGUCAAGAAUGGUGGUUAGAUUCGGGUGCCACCGUUCAUGUCUGUUAUGAGAAGAAUAUGUUCAAGACUUAUGCAGAAGUGAAGGAACCCGAGAAGGUUCUCAUGGGAUAUCAUAUGACUGCAGAUGUUGCAGGAAAAGGAAGUGUUGAGAUCAAUUUCACUUCUGGGCAGAAGCUAACAUUGCUAAAUGUGUACUAUGUUCCCGACAUGAAGAAGAACUUGAUGUCUGCUAGUUUGCUGUCUAAGAGAGGCUUCAAGAUAGUCAUAGAAUCUGAUCAUGUAAUAGUAUCUAAGAAUGGUUUAUUUGUUGGAGAGGACUACACUUGUGAUGGCAUGUUCAAACUUAGUAUUAAUGCAAUAAACUAUGUUUCUGCUUAUAUUGUUGAGUCCAAUUCUUAUUUAUGGCAUGCUAGAUUAGGACAUUUAAAUUUUGGUUCGUUAAAUUAUAUGUCCAAAAAUGGAUAUAUUUCUUACAAGCAUGAUAAUGUGAAAAAAUGUGAAAUAUGUAUACAAGCAAAAAUGACUAAGAAACCUUUUUGUAAAAUUGAAAGAUUCAGUGAAUUGUUACACUUAGUACAUUAUGAUAUAUGUGAACUAAAUGGAAAGUUAAUCAGAGGAGGCAAGAGAUAUUUUAUUACUUUUAUAGAUGAUUAUUCUAGAUUCACAUAUGUUUACUUGCUUAGAACAAAAGAUGAAGCAUUUCAGAAGUUUAAAGAAUAUAAAUCUGUUGUGGAAAAUCAAAAGAAUACUAAGAUUAAGAUUCUUCGUAGUGAUAGAGGUGGAGAAUAUUUUUCCUCUGAAUUUAAUAAGUUUUGUGAAGAGAAUGGUUUGAUACAUCAAACAAGUGCUCCUUAUACAUCACAACAAAAUGGUUUGGCCGAAAGAAAAAAUAGAACUUUAGUUGAUAUGAUUAAUGCUAUGUUAAUGAAUGCACAUUUACCACAUAAUUUAUGGGGUGAAGCACUUUUAACAGCUUGUCACAUAUUAAAUAGGGUGCCUUCAAAAAGCUUACAUGUUUCACCAUAUGAACUUUGGAAUAAUAGAAAACCUAAUUUAGAUUAUUUUAAAGUGUGGGGGUG